GCUUAGUGGAGGCGGUUUUGUGGACCCAUUCCCUGCUGAAUCUCUCUCCUUUUGUUCUUUUGUGCUCUGGUAGUGGUGGAGACUUUGGUCAAUCUUGUUCCAUGGACAGGUGCAUCGAACCAGAAAGCGUCUUUCCUCGUGGCCGUCAAACAAAGAAGCCUCUCUCUCUCUCUCUCUCUCUCUCUCUCUCGCGCGCGCGCUCUCUCUCUCGAGUUUCUAUAUAUAUUUAAUGAAGUCAUCGUGACGGGCACCCAAGUUGAAAAUUUGGGUCCUGCUUCUCUUUGUUUGGUGGGUUGGGCCUUCCUCAACGUGAGGUGCACUGUUGCAGAAAACGGAGGAAACAAGGAAAGGAAGAAAGAGGCUUAAUAUUAAAUUAUAAAAUCGCGGUUUCUUCAAGUCCCUGAAAGCAGGAUCUUUUUAGGGACAAAGUCUUCAUCCUGAAGUGGGAGAUUAUUGAUGGGAGAAGUGCAGAAUUUCUUUCCUGAAGCUCAGCAAGAUGAUCUUCCAACGGAUUUAGACUUGGAGUUCGGAGGUUGCCAAACCACGACAGCAAUUGGCCAUAAACUGUAUGCCAUCGGAGGGUCUGAUGCGGGGAGUCCCUCCUGUGUACGGGUUUUUGACAAAUUGAUCGGCAAAUGGAUAACUCCAACUGUGUUAGGGGCGAACCUAGGGCCUUCAAAAGGACAUUAUGCUGUUGUUCUGAGCACGGAGAGGAUACUAGUCCUCAUGAGAGAUUCUCCACCAGACGAUUUUGCUUGGUUUCUUGAGGUAGAUACUCCUUUCGUUAAGGAGCAGAGAAAGAGAUUAGAAACUGAGGUGGUGGCCUGGAGUAAAGGAGUGAGGGGUAAUUGCCCAAAACCGAUAGUCAUAAGUGGUCCUUCUGGAGUUGGGAAGGGAACUUUGAUCUCCAAACUAAUGAAGGAAUUUCCGUCCACAUUUGGAUUUUCUGUAAGCCAUACCACUCGAUCUCCAAGAGUUGGGGAGAAGGAUGGGGUUCAUUAUCACUUCACAGAGCGACAUACCAUGGAGAAUGAUAUAAGAGAAGGAAAGUUUCUUGAGUCAGCUGCGGUGCAUGGGAAUCUCUACGGUACAAGUAUUGAUGCUGUGGAGGCAGUUACAGAUGCUGGAAAGAGGUGUAUCCUUGACAUUGAUGUUCAAGGAGCAAAAUCAGUUAAGGCAAGUUCCCUUGAAGCAAUAUUCAUCUUUAUCUGCCCCCCAACCUUUGAAGAGCUUGAGAAGCGCCUUCGGGAAAGGGGGACUGAAACAGAAGAACAAAUUCAGAAGCGUCUUAGAAAUGCAAAGGCAGAGCUUGAGCAAGGGAGAUCCUCUGGUGUCUUUGAACAUGUGUUAGUCAAUGAUGAUCUUGAGACCUGCUAUGAAAAUCUCAAAAAUAUUUUAGGACUGAAUGAUGGAUUCUGUGAAGUAAAUCCACCAGCAUUGAAAAACUUUGAGUUGCCUGCUGGUUAUUUAGUUCUGCAGUUGGAACAGAAGGUUCUGAUAUAUGGUGGAACUACCAGCCUAGGAAAACCAUCAAGUGUCUUAUAUAUUCUUGAUGUUUCAACGCUAAAAGGGGGUGCCCCAGGACGGACAAGGGGACUGAAAUUACAUGAGGUUGGCCCACUUGCAGACAUUUAGGAUGGGAAACAGCACCUUCAUGGUUCUACAUAUUAGUGGAGGUUACCAGAUUUAGCAAAAUACUAACUUGAACAAAAUUUUUGGAUUGACAAAUGGGGAUGAUGAUUUCUAUAAGAUUCCAGUAUAUGCAAGUUGUUUCUGGUCUUUGGCAUCAAAAUAUUUGGUAGGAUAUUGGGAAAAUCAAAGCAGGAAGCGUGGUUCCUCAGGAUGAACUGGAAAGACAUUGAAGCGUCUAGAAAUGAAAUAGGGAACUGGCACACACACAGUAUGAUAGAUGAAAAUUGGAGUAAGGUAGAAUUUAGCUGCAGGAAAGCAUUCUUCUGCGAGGAAGGUUUUGGGGACGACUUCCUGAAUCACUAGGGGAUCUUCUGGUUUGUUGUGGAUAGAUACAUUGGCAAGGGCAAGAUUCAUUCUUUUACUUGUUUUAUGAUGGAUCAACCGACCAAUUAUUUUAUAGACGCAAAAUCAGAGGACCUGGAAAUGGAAGAUCUUGGCUUACCCUUCAUGGUAUGAUUUCUGUAGAAGAGUUCUGAUUUUGCAGUGAGCAGUCCAUUGCAUUUAGCUGUCCAGCGCUGUGCGGACGGAUAUUGGGUUUUGGCUGUUGUUUUUUUUUCAACUUAACCAUGAACUCUGAAGGUUCAAAUUAAAAAAUUAUCGAAAUACAGAUUAAAUUUUAUAACC
This is a messenger RNA of Nymphaea colorata (pocket water lily), 2316 nucleotides long. RefSeq names its product guanylate kinase 1-like. The transcript is spliced from 11 exons. The record is from RefSeq and is a predicted model, not a curated record. Gene Ontology annotation, biological process: purine nucleotide metabolic process. The coding region runs from base 457 to 1635 and encodes 392 amino acids. Gene Ontology annotation, cellular component: cytosol. NCBI's taxonomy places the organism in Eukaryota, Viridiplantae, Streptophyta, Magnoliopsida, Nymphaeales, Nymphaeaceae. Gene Ontology annotation, molecular function: GMP kinase activity.